This is a messenger RNA of Syzygium oleosum, 1605 nucleotides long. Its product is annotated as probable indole-3-pyruvate monooxygenase YUCCA4. NCBI's taxonomy places the organism in Eukaryota, Viridiplantae, Streptophyta, Magnoliopsida, Myrtales, Myrtaceae. The coding region runs from base 268 to 1509 and encodes 413 amino acids. The record is from RefSeq and is a predicted model, not a curated record. Gene Ontology annotation, biological process: auxin biosynthetic process. Gene Ontology annotation, molecular function: NADP binding; N,N-dimethylaniline monooxygenase activity; flavin adenine dinucleotide binding. Gene Ontology annotation, cellular component: endoplasmic reticulum membrane. The transcript has 4 exons.
UCUCUCUCUCUCUCUCUCUCUCCACUCCUCUGUUUCAUCAUCACAUGCCCCAUUCUGCUUCCAUGCAUUAGCCUUCUCUUUUCGACACUAGCCUAAGUCCAAACAUGAGACCAUCCGAAGUAAAUGGGAAACAGAACCCACAAACAGAGCAUUUCAGAAUGAAGAAACAGGGGAAGUGAAAACAGAGCACAAGAAAAGCUCUCAUUGUUCUGCUCCUCGAAUACAUUUUCGAACCACCCAUCUUCUCUUUUCUCAUAUUUUGACAUCAUGGGUUCUUGUAAAGAUCGAGAACGAGACCCUCAAACGACGUUUGUGUUCGUUCACGGGCCUAUCAUAGUAGGUGCGGGGCCAUCCGGUUUAGCAGCUUCAGCUUGCCUAUCUGAACAUGGUGUUCCUUCACUGAUUCUUGAAAAGAGCGAUUGCAUAGCUUCUUUAUGGCAACACAGAACCUAUGAUCGCCUCAAAUUGCAUUUGCCUAAGCGGUACUGCGAGUUACCACUCCUGGGCUUUCCCGAACAUUUCCCCAAGUACCCAACCAAGCACCAGUUCAUCUCAUACAUGGAGGCCUAUGCUUCGCACUUCUCAAUAAGGCCAAACUUCAUUCAGAAUGUCGCAAAAGCUGAGUUUGACCCUAUUCGUGGGUUCUGGAGGGUUCAAACUCAGGAGUUUCAGUACAUUUCUAGGUGGCUCAUUGUUGCCACAGGAGAAAAUGCAGAGCCUUUUGAUCCAGAGAUUGUUGGACUGGACAAGUUCAAUGGUUUGGUGGUUCAUUCUAGUGAGUACAAGUCUGGUUCAGAUUUCAGAAACCAGAGGGUUUUGGUUGUGGGUUGUGGCAAUUCUGGGAUGGAAGUUAGCUUGGACCUUUGUAGGCAUAAUGCAACUCCUUAUAUGGUUGUUAGAAACACGGUACAUGUUCUCCCUAGAGAAAUGUUUGGCUUCUCAACGUUUGGAAUAGCAAUGUCACUGCUCAAAUGGCUUCCCCUUAGAAUGGUUGACAAGCUCCUCCUUGUGAUGGCUAAUCUUGUCUUAGGCAACACUGACCAUUUAGGUCUCCGGCGGCCCAAAACUGGCCCAAUCGAGCUCAAAAACAUCACCGGAAAAACCCCUGUGCUCGAUGUCGGUGCUCUUUCGCAUAUAAAAUCCGGCAACAUCAAGGUGGUGGCAAGUGUUAAAGAGAUCACAAAAACUGGAGCUAAAUUCAUGGAUGGACAAGAAAAGGAGUUUGAUUCCAUAAUAUUAGCAACAGGGUUUAGGAGCACUGUUCCUUGCUGGCUCAAGAGUGAGUUUUUCACCAAAGAGGGCAUGCCCAAAACCCCAUUUCCUGAUGGGUGGAAAGGAGAGAAUGGACUGUACACAGUUGGAUUCACAAGGAGAGGCCUCCUUGGGACGGCCAGCGACGCCAUUAAGAUUGCCAAAGACAUUGCAGAUCAAUGGAGGGCAAUAAAUGAUUUAUCAGAAAUAUCAGUGAUUCCCAUCUCAUCCCACUUAGAAAAGUCACAAGCAACAUAAAAACCUUGUCAGAAGAGAAUUCCAAAAAAUCAUUGAUGGGGUUGUGGGGUUCUAAGUGAUAGAGUAGGCUGUGUGGUACUUUGAAUUUUCUCUUUU